CAGGAUGUUCAGCUGGCUGCGGGGGCAGCCGAAGCGCAGCCCCGGGGCCGUGCGGACGGUGCGGGAAGGGCUGAAGGAGCUGUACCGGCGGCGGCUGCUGCCCCUGGAGCGCCUCUAUCGCUUCCACGAGUUCCAUUCGGCCCCGCUGGAGGACGCCGACUUCGAGGGCAAGCCCACGGUGCUGGUGCUGGGGCAGUGCUCCACGGGCAAGACCUCCUUCAUCCGCUACCUGCUGGAGCAGGACGUGCCCGGCAGCAGGGUGGGGCCCGAGCCCACCACCGACCGCUUCGUGGCCAUCAUGCACGGCCCCGAGGUGGCCAUCACCCCCGGCAACGCCCUGGUGGUGGACCCCGAGAAGCCCUUCCGCAAGCUCGACCCCUUCGGCACCGCCUUCCUCAACAGGUUGGUCUGUGCCACUCUGCCCAACCAGGUCCUGGAGAGCAUCAGCAUCAUCGACACCCCUGGCAUCCUGGCAGGGGCCAAGCACAGAGUCUCCAGGGGCUAUGAGUUCCCGGCCGUGCUGCGCUGGUUCUCGGAGCGGGUGGACCUGAUCCUGCUGCUGUUCGACGCCCACAAGCUGGAGAUCUCGGAGGAGCUGGCCGAGGCCAUCCGGGCGCUGCGGGGGCAGGAGGACAAGGUGCGGGUGGUGCUCAACAAAGCCGACAUGGUGGAGACUCAGCAGCUGAUGAGGGUCUACGGAGCCCUGAUGUGGGCGCUGGGCAAAGCCUUCGACACCCCCGAGGUGCUGAGGGUCUUCAUCGGCUCCUUCUGGGCCGAGCCGCUGCUGGUGCCCGACAACCGGAGGCUGUUCGAGCUGGAGGAGCAGGACCUGUUCCGCGACAUCCAGAGCCUGCCGCGCAACGCCGCCCUGCGCCGCAUCAACGACCUGGUCAAGAGGGCGCGGCUGGUGCGGGUGCACGCACACAUCCUGGACCACCUGCGCAAGGAGAUGCCCUCCGUGUUCGGCAAGGAGAGCAAGAAGAAGCAGCUGAUCGCCAGCCUGCCGCGCGUCUUCGCCCGCAUCCAGCUGCAGCACCGCAUCCCCCCGGGGGACUUCCCCGACUGCGCCCGCAUGCAGGAGCAGCUCCUGGCGCACGACUUCCGCCGCUUCCCGGUGCUGAAGCCUCGGCUGCUGGCGGCGCUGGAGGAGCUGCUGAGCGCUGGCAUCGCCGCCCUCAUGCCCCUGCUGCGCCAGGAGGAGCUGCAGGCACCGCCGGGCGGCGUCGGCACCAUCCAGGGCGGCGCCUUCGAGGGUUGCCGCCAAGGUCCUUUCGGGGGGGAAGACGACGACGACGAAGCGGCGGCGACGGCGACGGCGACGGAGGAAGGGGAGGAGGAGGAGGAGGAGUGGGCAGUGACGAAGGACAAAGCUAAGUACGACGAAAUCUUCUACGGGCUGGCACCGCUGGGGGGGAAGCUGAGCGGCAGCCGUGCCAAGGGCUGGAUGGUGAGCAGCAACCUGCCCAGCUCCGUGCUCGGCCGCAUCUGGCAGCUCAGCGACGUGGACGGGGAUGGGAUGUUGGACGCCGAAGAGUUCGCCCUGGCAGGGCACCUGAUCGGUGCCAAGCUGGAGGGCAGGGGCUUGCCCACCGACCUGCCCCCGCGCCUGGUGCCGCCCUCCAAGAGGAGGCCCAAGGGCUCCGCCGAGUGAGGAGGAGGAGGAGGAGGGAGGAGGGAGGAGGAG
This is a messenger RNA of Pogoniulus pusillus (Red-fronted tinkerbird), 1684 nucleotides long. Its product is annotated as EH domain-containing protein 2-like. Gene Ontology annotation, molecular function: protein binding; GTP binding; calcium ion binding. Gene Ontology annotation, cellular component: cytoplasm; plasma membrane. Bases 5 to 1651 code for a protein of 548 amino acids. Lineage: Eukaryota; Metazoa; Chordata; Aves; Piciformes; Lybiidae. Gene Ontology annotation, biological process: endocytosis; endosomal transport. The record is from RefSeq and is a predicted model, not a curated record. The transcript is spliced from 5 exons.